UGUGGCUGAAGCCCUUGUUGCAGAACAUCUCGCUGGCCUGGGCAGGCUGUUCCCUUAUGCACCCACAAGGACCUCUCCUCCAGAGGUGCACAGAUGUCCACAUCCUGUUUCAGUGAGAUCUGCUGGGUUGCUCAGAGGUCAUCAGUUAGGGACCUUGUCAAGUUUAGAUUAGCAAGAGGCUGUGUGCCAGUUGCAAUGCCCCUGUGUUCCUAGCAGCCCCCAGCCUUUCCCAGGAGUAAGGGGGUAAGUGGGGAAACUAUGUAGAGGUAAUGCGACCCAAAGGUUGAAGAAAGAUAAAGUAAAAUUGGCCAAGACUGAACUAUCGCUGGGGGCUGAACUGCCUCUGGGGGCGGGAUGAACAGAACUGAGAAAAGCAAUGGCUGAACAAAGAGAACUGUAGCCUGUGGGUCCCUGGGCAGGUGGGAAUCCUGACUGAAGUCUAAGGUUGGGAGGAGUAGAGAAUACAGAUGGAAAGGCAAGAGGCACCCAAGACUCCAAGAUGAGCUCUGCUGUAGCUGGCACAUUCUAGAGAUGGCUGGUUGGGUUGGGUGUAAUUCAAUACACACCAACUACCCAGAUAGUUCUAGGAGAUUAUGAAGAAUAAUGGCAUCAUGGAGCUUGGAGUCUAAAAGCACAAGUAUCUAGGAAAACCGUGGAAUCACUGAAGUUGUAGACCCAAUGUGAAGAAACGCCUAGAGAUGCCCCUCCCCCAAUCUGAGAACUACUUGGUCCUAAUGUCUGACCAUGGAGAUGUCAGCCUCCCACCCCAAGAUCGGGUGAGGAUUUUGUCCCAACUUGGGAGUGCAAUUGAAUUAAAUGAAGACAUUCCACCCCGUCGCUACUUCCGCUCUGGAGUUGAGAUCAUCCGUAUGGCAUCAGUUUACUCUGAAGAAGGCAACAUUGAACAUGCCUUCAUCCUCUACAACAAGUACAUCACACUCUUCAUUGAGAAACUCCCCAAACACCGAGACUACAAAUCAGCUAUCAUUCCUGAAAAGAAAGACACAGUCAAGAAAUUAAAAAACGUUGCUUUCCCUAAAGCUGAGGAACUCAAGACUGAACUGUUGAAAAGAUACACCAAAGAAUAUGAGCAGUAUAUAGCAGAUAAGAAGAAAGAAGAGGAGGAACUUGCCCGGAACAUUGCCAUCCAGCAAGAGCUGGAAAAAGAAAGACAGAGAGUUGCUCAACAGAAGAAGCAACAGUUAGAGCAGGAGCAGUUCCAUGCCUUUGAGGAGAUGAUCCAGAAGCAGGAACUGGAAAAAGAACGGCUAAAAAUUGUCCAAGAGUUUGGGAAGGUGGACCCUGGCCCAGGUGGGCCACUGGUACCUGACUUGGAAAAGCCUUGUGUAGAUGUGGUUCCCACCUCACCUUUCCAAUCCACACAGACUUCAGACCGUAACACAACUAUAAGGUCAGCUAAGCCACCCGUGGUGGACAGGUCCCUGAAACCUGGAGCACUGAGCAUCAUAGAAAAUGUUCCCACCAUUGAAGGCCUGCGCCACAUUGUGGUGCCCCGCAAUCUUUGCUCGGAGUUUCUCCAGCUGGCCAGUGCCAAUACUGCCAGAGGCAUUGAAACUUGUGGAGUCCUCUGUGGAAAAUUGAUGAGAAAUGAAUUUACGAUCACACAUGUUCUCAUCCCCAGACAAAAUGGUGGGCCCGAUUAUUGCCACACAGAGAAUGAAGAAGAAAUUUUCUUCAUGCAAGAUGAUCUUGGACUCCUCACUCUUGGUUGGAUUCAUACUCACCCAACCCAGACAGCCUUUCUGUCCAGUGUGGAUCUACAUACCCACUGCUCCUAUCAAAUGAUGUUACCGGAGUCCAUAGCCAUUGUCUGCUCCCCUAAGUUCCAGGAAACUGGAUUCUUUAAGUUAACUGACUAUGGCCUCCAGGAGAUUUCAUCCUGCCGUCAGAAAGGCUUUCAUCCUCAUGGCAGAGACCCACCUCUGUUCUGUGACUGCAGCCAUGUAACUGUCAAGGACAGAAUUGUGACCAUUACAGACCUUCGAUAGAUCUUACUCCUGGUCCAGUGAGAUGGCUCAUUGGGAAAAGGCACUUGCCACCAAACCUGACAACUCAAAUCUGAUCCCUAAGAUCUAGGACCUGUAACGGUGGAAGGAGAGAACCAGCUCCUUCAAGUUGUCCUCUGACUGCUGCUUGUGUGCUGUGAUAUGUGCACACACAACACACACACACACACACAAAAUGUAAUUUUUAAAAAAGAAUUUCACCCCUCUCCUGAGCUACACACCGUAAUCAGUUUACUAUUCUCCAUGAAUUUAGGCUUUUUAAGACAAAACAAGAAAGGGUCAAUACAAGGGGGGAUGUUGUCUUUUUGUUUUGUUUUUUGAAAUUUCUGAUAUGAAAAUAAAUCACUGUAUUUUUUAAGACAAAUCUGAAAAAGAGUAUAUCAUACAAGGCAACUAACUCAAAAAUUAGGAUACGAGAGAGGACACCUCUCUACCCUGUCUAGAUUGAGCUGCUGACUUUUUACCCUCCUUGUAAUUUAUCUACCAGCUUAUUCAUAUCCACCCUUGGACUAAGUAAGACACCUAUGCAAAACUGAAAGCCCUUUUGAAACAACUGAAUUUUUCUUGUUUGUGUGUGGGGCACUAUUAGUGGAGCUUAUUGCGAGGAGGGAGUAUUCGAGGAACUUGAAACCCUUGUCAAUUCUUUUUGUUAAAACAUUAUUUAAUAAGUUAGGAUGUUAUUUUCCUCUGUAAUAAAACAAUUAACUUCCA
This is a messenger RNA of Nannospalax galili (Upper Galilee mountains blind mole rat), 2738 nucleotides long. It is a transcript of the gene Stambp, whose product is annotated as STAM binding protein. Gene Ontology annotation, cellular component: endosome; cleavage furrow. Gene Ontology annotation, molecular function: K63-linked deubiquitinase activity; metal-dependent deubiquitinase activity; protein binding. The transcript is spliced from 10 exons. The record is from RefSeq and is a predicted model, not a curated record. Gene Ontology annotation, biological process: protein K63-linked deubiquitination. NCBI's taxonomy places the organism in Eukaryota, Metazoa, Chordata, Mammalia, Rodentia, Spalacidae. Bases 699 to 2009 code for a protein of 436 amino acids.